AUGUCCGUGGCCCUGUUCAGCAGCGAACUUAGCGUUCCCUGCCGCGUAGUGAGGAUGGUAGCCAGGCACAUUAACCUACCCGUCACCAUCAAGGACGUCGACGGCCCCGACCGCGAUAGGUUUAAGGAAGAGCUCCUCAAGAUGAAUCCGCCUCACGCUGUGCCCGUCCUCGUCGAUGGCAGCUUCACUCUCUUCGAAAGUCACGCCAUCAUCACCUACCUGGUGGACAAGUAUGCCAGCGGCAGUCCCUUGUACCCGGAGGACAUCGAGACACGCGCCGAGGUCAUGAGUUACUUGAUGUUCGACGUGGGCACCCUCAGCAGGAGAAUGAUCAACUACUUCUACCCGAUCCUAGUUCACAAGGCGGAGCCCACCUCAGACGCCGAGACCCCGAUGAAGGACGCUCUGCAGGUCCUGGGCUACUUCCUGUGCCACAAGCGGUACCUCGUGGGCGACCAGGUCACUCUCGCCGACAUCGCCGUGGCCGGAACCCUGAGCUUCUCAGACGCUGCUGAUUACAGCCUGAGCGCUUACCCAAGGGUUCAGCACUACUACCACUCCCUGAAGAAAGAGCUGCCAUAUUUCGUUGAAGAGAACAGCAAGGCUACUGAAAUAUUCCGGCAGACCGCGCGUUAG
Messenger RNA from Ixodes scapularis (black-legged tick), 636 nucleotides. RefSeq names its product glutathione S-transferase 1-like. Gene Ontology annotation, biological process: glutathione metabolic process. Gene Ontology annotation, molecular function: glutathione transferase activity. Bases 1 to 636 code for a protein of 211 amino acids. The record is from RefSeq and is a predicted model, not a curated record. The transcript is spliced from 5 exons. NCBI's taxonomy places the organism in Eukaryota, Metazoa, Arthropoda, Arachnida, Ixodida, Ixodidae.